GGGGAACGUAAACAGGAAGUCUGAGUGCCUGAGAGAGAGAAGCGCUUUUUUAUUCCUGAUUAUUUUUAUUAUUCUCAGAUAAAUGACGAGUUUUUAGAGCUCUGACUGAAUCAGGAGACGACAUGUCGGGGAGUUUUUAUUUUGUGAUGGUGGGACAUCAUGAUAAUCCGGUGUAUGAGAUGGAAUUUCUGCCUCCUGGGAAAACCGAAUCAAAAGAUGAUCAUCGACACCUGAACCAGUUUAUAGCACAUGCUGCUCUGGACCUGGUGGAUGAGAACAUGUGGCUCUCCAACAACAUGUACCUGAAAACUGUAGAUAAAUUUAAUGAGUGGUUUGUCUCUGCCUUCGUCACCGCUGCUCAUGUAAGAUUCAUCAUGCUCCACGACGUUCGGCAAGAAGAUGGCAUCAAAAACUUCUUUAAUGAUGUUUACGAUUUAUACAUCAAAUUUGCGAUGAAUCCUUUUUAUGAAGUGAACACUCCCAUUCGCUCCACAGCUUUCGAUCGGAAAGUUCAGUUUCUGGGGAAGAAGCACCUGAUCAGCUAAACGGUUCCAUCCUUACAAGUUUCAUACAUUUAUAAUGUAGCAGAAUUUCAUUUAAAAGAAUCAGUUCAUUACAGGAAACAUUUUAUUCUAAAUAAACACAUUCAAAAAACAUCUAUAAUUAAUUAAAUAAACUUUUCACUGUUAAAACAUGAAACCCCUUUUCUCUCUUUUCCUGUUACAUUUUAAACACUGAAAAAAUGUAUUAAAACAUAAAUGUAGUUUAUUAUUUGAACAUAAAUUUAUUAACACAAUUUAAUUGUACAAUUCAAAUGUUUUUUUUAUUGUAUCAUUUAAUGGUUAAAAAGAACAUUAAAAUAAUGCAGCAAAAAUCAAUAAAACAGUGUUAGAAAUGAAA
Trichomycterus rosablanca is the source of this 900-nucleotide messenger RNA. RefSeq names its product trafficking protein particle complex subunit 2 (gene trappc2). The transcript is spliced from 5 exons. Gene Ontology annotation, cellular component: TRAPP complex; cytoplasm; nucleus. Bases 123 to 545 code for a protein of 140 amino acids. Gene Ontology annotation, biological process: endoplasmic reticulum to Golgi vesicle-mediated transport. The record is from RefSeq and is a predicted model, not a curated record. Lineage: Eukaryota; Metazoa; Chordata; Actinopteri; Siluriformes; Trichomycteridae.